GAACACGAAACUUGGUCGUCAGUUUGCACAAAUUUAAGUGCCCAACAAAUAUUGAAGCAUGGGCGCCGCCGUACUGCCUAUACUAUUCUUUACCUCUCUGUGGGCCGCCGUUGGCAUUGGCGGCUCGAUCAUUACGCCCCAUGGACCGCAAAGAAAGCUGAUUCAAUGUAUCCUAAUGCUAACCGCAGGCUGCUGUUGGCUCUUCUGGCUGUGCUGCUACAUGGCACAAAUGAAUCCACUCAUCGGACCGAGACUCAGUCGGCGUGCCAUACAGAUUAUAGCAGACUCCUGGGACAUGCCCAUCAAGGAGGGCUAACGAAAGGAGGAUCAUGUGGAGCGGGAGUAGCAUGAAUAAUCGUAUUAAAUCUCUAAUCUUUUUAUAUAUGUAUACAUUAAUUAUACUACAUUUGUUAACUUUGUGCAUUCCAGCGCAAAUUGUAGAGUAAAUAUAUAAAUAUAUUUAUA
Drosophila navojoa is the source of this 465-nucleotide messenger RNA. It is a transcript of the gene VhaM9.7-c, whose product is annotated as Vacuolar H[+] ATPase M9.7 subunit c. Gene Ontology annotation, molecular function: proton-transporting ATPase activity, rotational mechanism. Gene Ontology annotation, cellular component: proton-transporting V-type ATPase, V0 domain; plasma membrane proton-transporting V-type ATPase complex. NCBI's taxonomy places the organism in Eukaryota, Metazoa, Arthropoda, Insecta, Diptera, Drosophilidae. Gene Ontology annotation, biological process: proton transmembrane transport. The record is from RefSeq and is a predicted model, not a curated record.